This is a messenger RNA of Trichomonas vaginalis G3, 657 nucleotides long. Its product is annotated as attachment subunit-related family. The record is from RefSeq and is a predicted model, not a curated record. Bases 1 to 657 code for a protein of 218 amino acids. The transcript has a single exon. NCBI's taxonomy places the organism in Eukaryota, Parabasalia, Trichomonadida, Trichomonadidae.
AUGUUUAACAAAGUCAUAGAAUCUCUUAAACCAAUUGAAAACGACAUAAAAAAUCCCGGUGUUCUUGUAGACCUUUUCGCCUCAAAAUUACCAGUUACAACUAAUCUAAUAGCAACACAAGCUAUAGAGCAAUUUAUUUUAUGUUUUCCCAAGCAAUAUAGACAACACCUGAGGGAAACAAGAAUAGGAAAAUUUCAAUUGGUGUAUCCUACAACAUACAACUAUUACGAAGAAGCAAAUGAAUAUGGAGAACUCUCAUUCCAUUUCACACUUUCAGUUCCUGAGGGAGAAGAAAAAGCAAUCUAUCAUGUACAAUCUCUUGCAGGAUGUGAAGGAAAACCUCACAUAAUAACUACUGUUGCAAUUGACAAACCUGCAAGAGUCGAAGACGAUGUUUUGUUCGCGUCCAUUGCUGGUUUUGGCAUGGGAGAACCAAUUCCAAUUUCCCAUUUCACAGAAUACUCAGCACAACAUUUUCAAAAUGUAGAAUUCGUGUUCUACGACCAUCAAAAGUUCCUGCUAACAAAACCAAAGAAACAAUUUGUCUCAAUAUUUGUUGCUGGUCAUGUGGCUGACAAAGAGCCAUCAGAUACUGACUAUGAAGAAGAGGAGGAGGAAGAAGAAGAAAACGAUAGCGAUGUCGUUCUUAUCGAAUAA